Cyprinus carpio (common carp) is the source of this 7855-nucleotide messenger RNA. RefSeq names its product citron Rho-interacting kinase-like. The transcript is spliced from 39 exons. Gene Ontology annotation, molecular function: protein serine/threonine kinase activity. The record is from RefSeq and is a predicted model, not a curated record. NCBI's taxonomy places the organism in Eukaryota, Metazoa, Chordata, Actinopteri, Cypriniformes, Cyprinidae. Gene Ontology annotation, cellular component: cytoskeleton; cytoplasm. Gene Ontology annotation, biological process: peptidyl-threonine phosphorylation; actomyosin structure organization. The coding region runs from base 467 to 5359 and encodes 1630 amino acids.
GUCUGCUUGUAUUACUGUGAUUAUAGAGAGCUUCUGCAGUGGAGAGAGAGAGUGAGAGAGAGAGGUUGUGCACGAUUCACAGUCUUCUCUAGGAUACAGCUCGCUUCCCUCCUCGUCUCAGUGCUCCUCUCUCUUCCCACUCAAGUGUAUCUGAUCCGUCUCUCCUGCACAACUCCUCUAUUUCUCAAGAACUCUGAGGAUGACUUCUCCAGAAACCUCCAGCCACAGAUAACCGUUCUUCAGCUCAUGGCUGCCCAGGACGACUCGACACUCUUGGGGUUUCCUCGUGCGGAUCUGUCCUCUGUAAAGUGGAUCCAAAGCAGAACACCAGCUCAAGCCGGUCUCCUUUAGGAAAGGGCACGUUCAUUCAGACCUCGUCUUUCAGCUUACAAGCACACAAAGAACAAGACCUUCAGAGCCCAAGCUUUCAGAUUGCUAGAGGAAGUGCAGACAAUCAUAAAUAAAGAUGGAGCAGGAGAUUUCAAAAGUGCAGCGUAAGAUGUCAGACCUGGAGUCAGUUCUGCAGCAGAAGGACGUGGAGCUCAAGGCUUCAGAAACCCAAAGAACCAUCUUAGAACAAGACCUGGCCACCUAUAUCACCGAAUGCAGCAGUUUGAAGCGCAGUUUGGAGCAGGCCCGCAUGGAGGUGUCACAGGAGGAUGACAAAGCUCUGCAGCUCCUGCACGACAUACGGGAGCAGAGCAACAAACUGCAGGAAAUCAAAGAACAGGAGUACCACGCUCAGCUGGAGGAAAUGCGUGUGUCUAUUCGUCAGCUGGAGGAGAACCUGUCCGCAGCUCGCCGCCGCAGUGACCUGUACGAAUCCGAGCUGAAAGAGUCUCGUCAGACCAGCGAGGAGCUCAAGAGGAAGGCUGGGGAAUACCAGCAGAAGAUUCAGAAGGCCAAAGAACAAGGCAAAGCUGAGAUGGAAGAACUUCUGACCAAACUGCAGAAGACCAAUGCAGAGCAACAAGUGAAGACUGAAGAACUCCAGGAGAAGCUUGCCAAGGCCGUGAAGGCGAGCACAGAAGCCACUGAACUCCUGCAGAGCGUCCGGCAGGCUAAAGAACGUCUGGAGCGAGAUCUGGAGCGUCUGCAGACCAAAGAGGACUCCACCGACAGCCUGCGCAGACGCCUGCGAGACACUGAGGAUGGCAAGAAGACCCUGGAGAACCAGGUGAAGAGGCUGGAGAUGGUGGAACGGAGAGAAACUAAACUCAAAGAAGACAUUCAGACCAAGUCGCAGCAGAUCCAACAGAUGGCCGACAAAAUCAUGGAACUUGAGGAGAACUUGCGUGAAACACAGGCAACAGCGCAGCGUAUGGAAACACACCUGGAACAGAAGAAAAAGCUUUAUGAAGACAAGAUCAAGGUUUUAGAGACUCAAAUGAAGGCUGAUUUGGCUGAAAAGGAACUGCUGGAGUCCAAGCAGAGCACGUUUGAGGAGGAAUCUCGCGAGCGGGGAAAAGUGAUCAGCGACCAGGCAGCGACGAUCAAUGCCAUGGAGUCAAAGAUGAGCAAUCUGGAGCAGAGGAUCGCUGAGCUGUCCGAGGCCAACAAACUGGCAGCCAACAGCAGCAUUUACACGCAGAAAAACAUGAAAGCCCAAGAGGAGAUGAUCUCUGAACUCAGGCAGCAGAAGUUUUAUCUGGAAUCUCAGGCAGGGAAACUGGAGGCCCAGAAUGCAAAGCUGGAGGAACAUCUGGAGAAACUGACACAACAAGAGCAGACUAACAAGAGCAGAGUGCUGGAACUGGAGGCCAGACUGCGAGAGAUGGGUCUGGAGCACGAGGAGCAGAAGCUGGAGAUCAAGAGGCAGGUGUCGGAGCUCACGCUGUCCCUGCAGGAGAGAGAAGCUCAGAUCAGCAGCCUGCAGGCGGCCCGCCGCGCGCUGGAGAGCCAGCUACAACAGGCCAAGACCGAGCUGGAGGAGACGACCGCGGAGGCCGAGGAGGAGAUCACCGUCCUCCGGGCCCAUCGGGAUGAAAUCCAACGCAAGUUUGAUGCCCUGCGAGACAGCUGUGCGGUGAUCACGGAUCUGGAGGAGCAGCUGACGCAGCUCUCGCAGGAAAACGCCGAGCUGAACCGACAGAACUUCUACCUGUCCAAACAGCUGGACGAGGCCACGGACGAGAACGAGGAGAGACUGCACCUCAAGCAGGACGUGGAGCGCCUGCGCCGGGAGGUGGCCGACCGAGAGAUGCACCUCAACAACCAGAAACAGAACAUCGAGACGCUGAAGACCACGUGUACGAUGCUGGAGGAGCAGGUGCUGGAGCUGGAGACGCUAAAUGAUGAGCUGAUGGAGAAGGAGAGACAGUGGGAGAACUGGAGAUCUGCCCUGGAGGAGGAAAAGAACCAGGCGGAGCGCAGAGCCAGAGACACACAGAGACAGCUGGACAGCGAGAAGCAGAACAGACUCCGUGCAGAGCAGCGCAACUCUGAGUCUCGUCAGACGGUUGAACUGGCGGUCAAAGAGCACAAAGCUGAAAUCCUGGUACUGCAACAGGCCCUGAAAGACCAGAAACUCAAAGCUGAAGGUCUUUCUGAUACACUGAGUGAUCUGGAGAAGAAACACGCCAUGCUGGAGAUGAACGCGCGCAGCCUGCAGCAGAAGCUGGAGACGGAGCGAGAGCUCAAACAGAGGCUCAUGGACGAGCAAGCAAAACUGCAGCAGCAGCUGGACAUGCAGAAGAGCCACAUCUUCAGACUGACUCAAGGACUUCAGGACGCGCUGGACCAGACGGACCUUCUGAAGACCGAGAGGACAGAUCUGGAGUACCAGCUGGAAAAUAUACAGGCGGCGUACUCUCACGAGAAGGUCAAGAUGGAGGGGACCAUCACCCAGCAGACCAAGCUCAUAGACUUCCUGCAGGCCAAGGUAGAGCACCCCUCUAAGAAGAAAAAGGGACUGUUUGGCGGCCGGCGUCGAGAGGAUCUGCUGGCGGCGCUGGCGGCGCAGGGACAGACGCAGGUGCCCUCUGUGCCCGCCGUGGCCCCUGUCCCCCUGCAGUACACCGACCUGAAGGUGGCGCUGGAGAAGGAACGCGCUCGCUGCUCGGAGCUGGAGGAAGCCCUGCAGAAAACACGGCUGGAGCUCAGAGAGGUUCAGUUUAAUAAAGCCCUGGAGCACAGCGGUACUCCAGCCACUCCGGGUUUGGCUCGUCAGCAGCUCAUGAUGUCCACCAAAUCCAACAAAUCCCCCGAGCACCAGCCCAGCAGCGGCCUGAUGUCGUCCAGCUCCGGCCGCAGGAAGGACGCUGCCAAUCCUGAUGAAAUAAGGAGAGCCACUUCUGAAAAGUACACCAGACGUGUGAAGGACAGGAUUCAUCACAACACUCCUCACCGCUUCACACAGGGGCUCAACAUGAGGGCGGCCCGCUGCACCGUCUGUCUGGACACCGUCCAUUUCGGACGGCAAGCUGCAACAUGCAUUGAAUGUCACGCUUUGUGCCACCCAAAAUGCUCCCCGUACCUUCCCGCCACCUGUGGCGUGCCCACAGAGUACGCGCUGCACCUGUCCGAGGCUCUGUGUCGGGAAAAGGGAAGCAACUCUGGUCUGAAAGACGUUGGUGGACAUAUGAGGCUGGAGGGAUGGCUGAAGCAGCCCAGAAAUGGGAAGCGUGGCCAGGGCUGGGAGAGGAAGUACGUGGUGCUGGAUGGAUAUAAAGUGAUCACCUACGAGACAGAACCAAGAGACGAGUCGGUGAAGGCGCUGGAUGAGUUUGAGUUGUGUCUCUCUGAUGGAGACGUGACUGUUCAUUCUGCUGUCGGUGCUUUUGAGCUGCCCAACACAGCCAAGACAGAUGUGCCGUAUGCACUGAAGUUGGAGUCGUCUCCACAGUCGACAUGCUGGCCCGGUCAGACUCUGUACCUCAUGACCUCUGGGUUUUCUGAGAAGCAGCGUUGGGUGGCCGUGCUGGAAGCCAUUGUGGCCAGCAGUCGUGGGGCGAGAGAGAAAGCCGAAGCAGACGCUAAAUUGUUGGGUAACUCCUUACUCAAGCUAGAAGGAGAUGAUCGUCUGGAUAUCAACUGCACCCUCCCGCUGACUGACCAGAUUGUGUUGGUGGGCUCCGAGGAAGGGCUCUAUGCCCUGAAUGUGAUUAAGAACUCCCUCACUCACAUCCCGGGUAUGGGAUCCGUGUUUCAGAUCCAUAUCAUCAAGGAGCACGACAAGCUGCUGAUGAUCGUGGGGGAUGAGCGGGCACUGUGUCUGAUGGAGAUUAAGAAAGUGAAACAGUCUCUGUCCCAGUCUCACCUCCCCACGAUACCUGAGAUUGUGCCGUAUAUCUUUGAGACCGUCAAGGGAUGUCAUCUGUUUGCCGCGGGCAGGAUAGAAAAUGGUCCGUGCAUUUGUGCAGCAAUGCCUAACAAAGUCACAAUUCUACGAUACAACGACAAUCUGAACAAAUUCUGUAUACGGAAGGAGAUUGAAACGCUCGAGCCGUGCAGCUGUAUCCACUUCACCAGCUACAGCAUCAUCAUCGGUACCAAUAAAUUCUACGAGAUUGAGAUGAAGCAGUGUGUUCUGGACGAGUUCCUGGACAAGAAUGACGUGUCGCUGGCAUCGGCUGUGUUCACUGGUUCCUCCCACUGUUUCCCAAUCUCCAUCGUCCAGGUGUCCAGCACUCCGCAGAAGGAAGAAUAUCUGCUCUGCUUCCACGAGAUCGGUGUGUUUGUGGAUGCUUACGGCCGAAGAAGUCGCCCUGAUGAUCUCAAAUGGAGCCGACUUCCCCUGACAUUUGCAUUCAGAGAGCCGUAUCUGUUUGUGACCUACUUCAACUCGCUGGAUGUUAUUGAGAUUCAGGGACAUGCAGCUCUUGGGCCUUCCAGUCUUGUUCACCUGGACAUUCCUAACCCACGUUAUCUGGGUCCGGCCAUAUCAUCUGGUGCCAUCUAUCUGGCCUCGUCCUAUCAGAACAAACUGCGGGUCAUCUGCUGUAAGGGCAGCCUGGUGCGAGAGUCUGGGGAACUGCAGAGGACCGGUUCAAGCAGGAGCAGCCCAAACAAGCGCGGGCCGCCCACCUACAACGAGCACAUUUCCAAGCGCCUGGCCUCGGGUCCGGGGGCCCAGGAGGGGCCGCUGCACCGCGAGCCCAGCACCCCUCACCGCUACCGCGAGGGCCGCACAGAGUUCCGGAGGGACAAAUCUCCGGCCCGGCCUCUGGAGCGCGAGAAAUCGCCCGGUCGGGCUGUGCUAGACAGCCGCAGGGAGAGAUCGCCCGGGCGCUUCGAGAGCAGCGGCAGCGAGAGAGACCGGGAGCGUUCGCGCCUUCACACUAGCUCUGUUCGCACCCAGCUGACCCCCGUCAACAAGGUACGCAUGAGACACUGCCACGCAAACUGUGUAUCCUUCUAGGGAUACAGACAUCAGGUUUGACGAUGUUCAUGCAUGCUCAAAUGCAUGAACAUCCGCUGCUUUGUAGUUAAAUUCCUUCUAGUUAUGGCCUCAAACAGGAUGCUCAGUUUAUGUCCAGCCUUUAAAAAAAAAGUCUCUGGGAAAAGACGUUAAAAUCGGCAUCCUUUGCAGCAGUAAUGAUGUUUCUGAGCUGAUCUGCGUCAGACAGGGCAGGCAGCCUGUUGAAGUGUUGAAGUGACCUCUUUAUCCUGGUGGUGGUGUAGGUUUGGGACCAGUCUUCAGUCUGAGAGUGUCCCGGAGGGAUGACGUAAGAGCCAUCGUCCACCUCCCGCGUGGAUGGACUUGCCCUUUUAACAGGUGCUUCGUAAAAACUUUGAACUAUAUCAUCUCAUGCCUGUAACCGUGAACAGAGCCAUGUUAUUCACUCGCAGCCCCAGAGUCUGGGAUAUUGUGCUGAUGUUGUUAACUCUGUCCAUGCUGUAAUCAUUCAUGAAGGUCCAAUGUAAAGAAAAACAACUGCGAUUUUUUGGGGGGAAGACUUUGAAGGAAUAUCCCGGGUUCAGUACGGUAAGCCCUGUCAACAGCAUUUUGUGGCAUAACGGCCAUUACUGCAGAAAAUGUAAAAAUUGGGGUAACAGUAAGACAUUUACAAUGGAAGUAAAACAGGAGGUUAAGGCAAGACACUACAGGCAAACCCAUUUAUACACUUUAUCUUUUAGUAUUCAGGGCAAUUUUCAAAAGGAAUUGCAAAUUGCGAUUUCAACUGCGUUUUCCAUAUGUGGAUGCAUAAAUUGUGACAUUAUCCAAAUGUAAUUAUAAGGAGACAUUUUAAAACACAAUUUUUUAAUUUAUUGGAAUACAGUAAAUAGCCUACACAAGGUUGCCAGGUUACAUGCACGAUGCAGAGAGAGUGAAAAAGCAAAUGUGGUAAUUAAUAUUAUUUAAAAAUGACAGGCUCAUAACUUGUAAGACAUGGGAAAUACAGUUGCAAAUGGACUUUGCUUUUUCAUUUGAAAUUUUGCGAAUUUUGCAUUUUGAUUAUGUGUCAAUUUAUGCAUCCACAUGGAAAACACAAUUGAAUAUACAAUUUGCAAUUCCUUUUGAAAAUUGCUCUGAAUAUCCUUCCAUAAUUAGUAUCAGUAGAUUUCAAUUAUAAUACACUGGCCAUUUUCUCAAAAUGAGUUUUUUCGCACUUCAGCAGCACUUAGAGCAAGUUUUAGAGUUUCAUUUCAAUCUAAAUUCUGAUUUUCUAAAUUUUACAGACAUUUUUUUUUUUUAAAAACACUAUUUUUCUUUUUCAUUUUUCAUAAAAAAAGUUAACUGCAUAAUGCUAAAACAAACCAAUUCUUCAUUUAAUAUAUAUAUAUAUAUAUAUAUAUAUAUAUUAUAUAUAUAUAUAUAUAUAUAUAUAUAUAUAUAUAUAUAUAUAUAUGCACUAUAAAGUGUCUUAAUCAUCCACUUAGUGGCAGGACUACUUUAGGUUGUGUUGUUUUGUUCAUGUAAACAGGCACAUUGUAGUAUCCCUGUGUGAAAAUGAUCAAUUCACUGACCUUGACCAGCACUGAUGAGGUUAAUAAGCAAUUGUAUCUCACAUUAAAAAUAUACUUCCAUUGUGUUUUCCCUGAACCACCAUUUUUUGUUUAGUUGAAGUUAAGAUCUGUGGUAACUGACAACACACCACAAAUGCUGUACAUUUAUACUGAACUCAGAAUAUUCCUUCAACUUACUCACGUGAUUAGCACAUUGUAAAUAUGGUGAUUUAAAUUUUUAUAGCUAAACGGAACUUGACUGAUGAAGCUACGAAGUCUAUUUUUUAUGCUAUUAAACUGUUUGUAUAGACAGUUGAAAUGGGUUUCCUAUAGAACAGUACAGAAAAGGUUUUAUCUCCAUGUAUGUUGUAUGCUAAUGUGGUAAACAGUCAAUUUGGCUGCUCUUAAUGACAGUUUGUCCAGUUUUUUAAGCUCUAUUUGACUGACAUUAUCGAACCUACUGCACAUUGUAUAUUUUUAUGCUAAUAGAGUCUGAGCUUGUAAAUCUUUUUAAAGAGACACGCCAUGUUCUCGCUACAAGUGUCCUUGUGAUGUUCAAGUGAACUUAUCGUAUUUUUGUCGGAAAUAACGAAGCUUUCGUCGACACACUCGCACACAGCAGCGGUUCCGCGGGGCUCUUCUGGAAAUUUCUGCUGCUUUUCCGUUAACGGACGUCCUGUUCAGCUGUGACGUGAAAUAAUGUCCGGUAGCCCUCAGGGUCUGUGGACGAUCUUCUGUCGUUCCUCGUGGAAUAUGAAAACAGCUCAGAAGCAUUUUGAGUUCAUGGGUAAUUGUAAGCAAACGCAUGAGUACAUUCUGACUUGGUUUUGGGACGUCCCGUCAUGUACUACUACCUUAAUAUUGAUAAUCGAUGUUUUUCAACUAACAAGGCUGCUUACCUUGAACCUUCUUUUGGUAUAAAGAAAUGAAGCUAUAUUAAACACUAUUAAAGUAUGAGCCAUACUCA